This is a messenger RNA of Neurospora tetraspora, 339 nucleotides long. RefSeq lists its product as uncharacterized. NCBI's taxonomy places the organism in Eukaryota, Fungi, Ascomycota, Sordariomycetes, Sordariales, Sordariaceae. Bases 1 to 339 code for a protein of 112 amino acids. The record is from RefSeq and is a predicted model, not a curated record. The transcript is spliced from 4 exons.
AUGGGCUGGUCUGGUCGGUGGCUGACAACCCCCUGCCUUGCUGUAUGCGUGCGACCCAAGGCCUGCAUGUCUUGCAGCGUCAAGAAACGGGUCAAGGCGGGUAGAUGCAGGAUUUGUGUAUAUGAUAUGCAGAGAGUACCUGAUAUAUCAGAGAAGCUGAGUGCAUCGAAUAAUACUUGGACAAGACAAGCUAGACAUGCAGACAGAGAGUCCAGCUUGAAGGCAUUGACGUGCGGUCUUCCUGCCGCUGACACUACCGUUGGCGCUGGCGUUGUCGUAGUCACACAAACGAAAACACAAACAACGGCACUGCCCAAUCUCGCAUGGAAGCCGUUUUAG